Molecule: messenger RNA, 2432 nt
Organism: Cimex lectularius (bed bug)
Lineage: Eukaryota; Metazoa; Arthropoda; Insecta; Hemiptera; Cimicidae
Product: lysine-specific histone demethylase 1A-like
Exons: 6
Coding region: 1373-2206 (277 amino acids)
Molecular function (GO): oxidoreductase activity
Source: RefSeq, a predicted model, not a curated record
CAACGGUAGACUUUUCCCUAUCCAAGCGAAAUGGCCUCGGUUGAAUUUGCAUUUGUAUCGAAUGUGGAAUCACGGUUGAGCGGCAUUUGACAGAUCUGUGCAUUUACAAUGGUUUUGAUUAAGAAAAAAAAUGAAUAAUCAAAAUUGUUACUGAAAAAACCCAGGCCAUACACAGAAAAUGGUGAAAAGCGUUUGACAGACCGACUCUGCGAGAAAUACGUAUAAGGAAAUAAUAAGCUGCCUGUGAUUGCUGGUUUUGCUGCACGGAACGUCGGUGUCGCCGCUUUAUUAACGCUCUGCUGAUUCGAAAAAAAAUAAUACUUUGAUUUUGACAACAUUUGAUUAGGAUAAUUUUUUUAUAAGCCUCGAUACGCGUAGAAUUUUGACUGCAGAUUGAAUCACCUGCAGAACUGUUAGAUCAAGUAUUUUAAUCCUUUUAAUUUUUGGUUUCCAGAAGAUAUGGGAACGUAUGUGCGGCCUCUUCAUCAACUGCUGUGCCGAAUCGAAGAAGAUUACUUGAGUUUGACCAAUUUUUUUAUAAGCCUUGAUAUGCGUAGGGUUUUGUACUUUGAUUGCAGAUUGAAUCACCUGCGGAAGUGCUGGAACUGUUAUCGUUUAGGCCUUUCAAUAUUUUAGUUUCUAGAAGAUAUGGGAACGUAUGUGUUGCCUCUUCAUGAACUGCCGUGCCGAAUCGAAGAAGAUUACUUGAGUUUGACCAAAUUUUUUAUAAGCCUUGAUAUGCGUAGGGUUUUGUACUUUGAUUGCAGAUUGAAUCACCUGCGGAAGUGCUGGAACUGUUAACAUUUAGGCCUUUCAAUAUUUUAGUUUCUAGAAGACAUGGGAACGUUUGUGCUGCCUCUUCAUCAACUGCUUCACCAUCUUGCAUCAACUCGAAGAAGACUACCGAAUAAUACUUUGAAUUUGUCCAAACAACAAUGUAUUUUUCAGGAGAACUAUUUUGUAAAGCCUUGAUAUGCGUAGGGUUUUUUAUUUUGAUUUCAGAUUGGAUCAGCUGCAGUAGACCUGACGUUUAGGCCAUUUGUUGUUUUAUUUUCAGAAGAUAUGGGAUAUAAAAUAAGUUGACAUUCCGACUGAUGUUUGACCGACAGUCUAACGUUUUCUUUCAUGCCUGACGUAUAAGUGUUUAAUUUGUUUGCAGGUUGAUGCAGUGGCCCUUCGACGAAAUGACUAAAGCGUUGCGUUAAUUAAUGUUCUCUUGGUUUUCAAUGUUUUCAGAAGACGAGGGGGAUGUAAAUGGAGAAAUGAAAAGCUACCGUUUUGCUUGAUUUUGACCAGAAUCGGUUUUUAGCUUUCGGGUGAUAUAUGUUGCUAAUGUAUUUUUACAGUUAGAAAUGGUUAUUCCUGCGUACCAAUGGCUUUAGCGGAGGGGCUUACCAUAAAACAAAACACGGCUGUGAAGCAAAUCCAAUACACCACCAAAGGAGUCGAAGUAACUGCGACCAAAGCACGAGGAUCAGGAAAUACCGUGACAUACACAGGAGAUGUCGUCUUGUGCACUCUACCCCUUGGAGUUCUUAAACAGGCCGUGUCCGUAAACCCUCAGGCUCUUCCAAAUACGGUUCAAUUCGUUCCGCCACUGCCCGAUUGGAAAGUAUCCGCCAUACAGAGGCUUGGCUUCGGAAACUUGAACAAAGUUGUCCUCUGUUUCGAAAAGCAGUUUUGGGAUCCUGCUUCUAACCUGUUUGGCCAUGUCGGUAGCACGACUGCCAGUCGAGGCGAGCUGUUCUUAUUCUGGAAUAUAUACAAAUCUCCUGUCCUUCUGGCAUUGGUGGCAGGAGAAGCAGCCGCCAUCAUGGAGGAAGUAAGUGAUGACGUUAUAGUCGGGAGGUGCAUCGCAGUCCUCAAGGGAAUAUUCGGCAACGGGAACGUUCCACAGCCGAAAGAUACUGUCGUCACUCGAUGGAGGGUCGACCAAUGGGCGAGAGGAUCCUAUUCGUUUGUGGCAGUCGGUGCUUCCGGAUCUGACUACGAUGUACUUGCCGCACCAGUUUUUCCUCAGCCACCAACGCCUAAAAAUAAAAUUAUUCCAAGACUUUUCUUUGCGGGUGAACAUACCAUUAGAAAUUAUCCUGCAACCGUUCACGGCGCUUUUCUCAGUGGACUCAGAGAAGGAGGGAGGAUUGCAGACCAGUUUCUGGGUUGUCCGUACGAACUUAAACCUGCGAACGUAGGCCAUUAUGACUGAACAGAAAAGUUUUAUACGUUUAGCUUUGUCCCUUUUUUAUCUUAGACUUUAUUAGCUCACAGUGAAAAUAUUUCCCACUGCGGAAUACCUUUUAUUUUAUCACAUUACCUACAUACCUGUUAUUUAUCAUUUACUGAUUGCGUGUAAAAACUGUAUGUGAAAGUGAGUGCUGUAUUUAAAAUACUAUUUGAUGUAGGUAAAUAAAUUAUUUUUUUUGCCACGAACA